Molecule: messenger RNA, 2430 nt
Organism: Amoebophrya sp. A25
Lineage: Eukaryota; Dinophyceae; Syndiniales; Amoebophryaceae
Source: the annotation of a GenBank genome assembly
GCAAUUUUUAGAUCAUCAUCGAUGAGAUUGAGGCUGAGCAUAUUAUCAGACCCGAAAUCCAAAAGAUGAGUGACGAAGAGAAGCAGGCUAAGCUUCUCGAAGUGGAUGAGGGCUGGGUUCGACGUAAGGGCUCAGUGGAACUCUUUCUCCAUCUAACUGAGCCUCUCCACACCUGCUCGCAAGAAAAAUUCGAUGCGGCAUUGGCACGGUUGGCUAUGCUUCAUGGGUAUAGGUUAACACCUUGUGGAGAAGACGUCGGAGACGUCGGAACUAGCGGUACAUCAACGUCGAUUGCAGACAAUUACCUUGCCAUCAAGAACGCUCAUCCUCGAGACGCCGGAUUGCUGUUCGACGAAGAACAGCACAAGUACACAAUCAAAAGUCUGCUUGAACCGCCAUCAAUUCUAUCGAGUGCAAAUUAAGGCUAGUUUAUGAUCACUAACCCACGUUUCUUUCUCUUUGUGAACUAUGCUCCUGAGAGGACGAGUCCCCCUGGAUCAUGUAAAGGGGAAAUAGGAGGGAAGAGGGAAGCUCACGCAACCACGCAUAGAGAAAAAGUAGCGCUAAGCAAGUAGUGGAGCCUCCUCCUCUACGCAAGUGCGUUCUGUUACGUCGUUCUGCGACAGCAACGGCUUCAAUGGGAACAUGAUCGCUAGUAAGAUCAUCAAAUCUGUUAGAUGGUCAACGGAUCCUUCGUACGAGUACUAUCAGCAAAGUAAGGAAGAAAUACUGCGUGGAUGGGACUUCGCACGACAUCUUGGAACGGAGCUGCAUCGCGAUAUCGAGCUAUAUUUGAAUUAUGAUGGGGUGUGCGGAUGAAUAUGACUGAUGAGACGGAAAAAAAUGCAAUUUGGACAUGGUUAGCAUAAUGAUCAAUGCGGUUCGUCAGUUUCUCAUGCAGAACUGGUCUACUCCUCUACGUCUACUUCAUGUUCUCGUCUAAGGAAUUCGCAAAGGCCAGCUGGAGGACCAUUUUCUAGAGCGGAAGCUAAGCACAAAAUUGGAGCUGAGUCGGACUUCUCUGGACAUCUUCGAUUCUUCCGCAAGUGGUUCGGGCGGUGCGACUUCGUAUACUUAUGGCUCAACCAAAACUCGCUUGCUGGUUCCAGAUUCAGAUUUACUAUCACACUUCUCGUCGUUCUUCUUCUAAUCUAUGGGCACUUCUGGCUGUGCGCCUUCUACUGCUGCGCCUGGUGGAAGACAACCGGCAGCUACGCCAAUGCCAUUUUCUGGAUCUGGGGGUUAUCCUUUGGGUUACGGCAGCAGCACAACCAGUUCCGGGAUGCCGCUUUCUUAUGGAGGCUGUGCUACUGAAGACGGUGGCGGGUUAUUCGGAUUCGGAAGUACUACUAGUACAGGUCGUUCUACAGAUUCUACAUGCCUAGAUGCUGGAGCUAAUCUUCAACCUCCUCUCUUACAGCCGAUCGCGGAAGAAAAGGUAAAAGAACAAGAACAAGAGGAUCAAGUAGAACUGCAACAGUUGCAGCGAAAUAUGCAAAAAGAGCCGGAUUUUAUCGAACGUACCCACUUUCUAGCGUUUGUCAAGGAUGUACUGGAGACGCGAAAAUGGAAGCCCUAUCGGACCGAAUGGCGCAUCUACGAUGCGGAGCUGAAAAUUGCAGGCACAAUCGAUUUCGUCGUAGAACAAGACAAUGUAAUUGCAGACGUGUCGCAUCAUGACAUUCCGAUUCCGAGGGCAUCUUCAAGGACUACAAGGGGUUCCGGUACUGCUUCUAAGAGUAAGACCAGCACAGCGACAGCGGUAGCAAAGAACAAGGCGACGUCGAGUUCUUCUAGUAGGAGAACCAAGUCUGCCUCAUCAGCUGCGGAAAUUGGCGCGACAGGGGGAGAUAAUAUCUUCGAAACAGCUCUUCGACCUGGUGCAGGCGCAGCUAAAGGAGGUCAGGAGUCUUCAUCUUCUGAAGUCGACGCAGUUUUAGUUGAAGAUGAAGAAAGCGGUGGUGGAGCGGGAAAGAAUACAGAUCAAGAUGGUAAGGACGUUGUUCCUAGUUGUACAACUGCGGAGGAAACAUCAUCAAACAAGCGAGAGCUGAUCCUGAUCGAUUGGAAGCGGACAAAACAAGUGAAGAAGGCUGUGUAUAAGAAUCAGCUAAAUCUAUAUCGCUAUCUCCUUGAGAAAAACUACGUAGAAUUCAAGGUCAUCGAGAUGUAUGUGGUACGUCUACAUCCAAAUAGCGAUACUUAUGACCUCGUUGAAAUCGAUCUGCUACCAGAUGAAGAACUCAAGGGACUGGUUGGAGCAGGUUCAUAGAAUUUAUUAGAAGUUUUCAUUGAUUAUUGAUAUUGAUAAACACAAGCGGAAGCGUAAGAAAGUGUAUGUAAUUAACUAAUAGCCCUCUUUUCGAUUGUUUGCUUGAAAUACACAUAAGGCUGGAUGGAUUAUCAUUCAAGGUUGACGUGAAACAGAAC